AUGGAUCAGGCAAUGCAGUUUGUUGAGCCAAGUCAGCAGUUUUUGGGCUUUUUCAAUUUGUUAAAGGGCUCAAUUCGACUGGUUGAAAGAUACACCAAAACCAAUAGAAAAGAAUUCCAGAAGAUUGCCAUGGCCACAGCGAUAGGAUUUGCUAUCAUGGAAUUCAUUGGCUUCUUUGUGAAACUGAUCCAUAUCCCUAUUAAUAACAUUAUUGUGGGUGGCUGA
Molecule: messenger RNA, 225 nt
Organism: Mus caroli (Ryukyu mouse)
Lineage: Eukaryota; Metazoa; Chordata; Mammalia; Rodentia; Muridae
Product: protein transport protein Sec61 subunit gamma-like
Biological process (GO): protein targeting; intracellular protein transport
Cellular component (GO): membrane
Molecular function (GO): transmembrane protein transporter activity
Source: RefSeq, a predicted model, not a curated record